CGCAGUACCGGUAGUUGUUCUAGCUGUGACGUUUGGAGUGGGAAAUGAAACUAAACUUUGCUGCUGAGCUGCAAGGGGAGAGAGGGUGAAGUGAAAUUUAAAGUCAGUCGUGCACUAACCUGCAGGUACGGCAAGCACAACAUAGGUUUAUGAUCUGUAUUUUUUACAAUGUCUCAAAUGAAUUAUGUGGGAAGACUGAAUGAAUAUCGACAAAAACAUAAUUUAUCCCUGCAAUAUGUGGAGGUUUCCGCAGAAGGGCCAGACCAUGUUAGACAAUUCACAAUGAAAGUGGUGCUGGACAGUCAGGCUUAUCCUGAUGGCGUUGGAAUGUCUAAGAGGGAGGCGAAGCAAAAUGCCGCAAAAAAUGCUUUGGAAAAGCUAUGGGUCGAAGUUUCUCAGCAGAAUGACCCUGUCAACAGCAGCAGGGAAUCCAGUUGUCCUUCACCUGUGUCUACUCAGGGAAUUAACCAUUUGUGCUGGCUGAAUGAAUAUGGUCAGAAGAAAGGGGUACUUGUACAGCCCUUUGAGAGGAGCGAUGGAGGCCCACCACACAUGCCACAGUUCUCCUGCAGAUUCGCCAUAGGCAACAGGAAUUUCCCAGAAGCAUUUGGGAAAAAUAAGAAGGAUGCGAAGAAAGAGGCUGCCAAGCUUGCAUACGAAGCUCUGCAAGAAAAGAGUACACCUGAGAACCUUAAUGGAAAUCAUAAUAAGGACACCCCCAGUUCAAGCAGAAAUUUGCCCUCAAUGUUGUCAUCUACAUGGUUGACACCUCCAUCUAGUAGCCCAGAGAGCACCCCAGAGAGCAGGCCAUCUACCAGUUCAACAUCAUCAAGCACUGGCACGUCAUCACCUUCUGCACACAUGGGUAGCAGUAUCCUUACAACUCCUGAACGUUUGAAUAGGGAUGAUGAAAGUGAUUAUAUUAUCUUCAGAGACUCCUCUGAUAAAAAGGUACAGUCACCUGGAGAAAGAAAACCAAAAUUUAAAUUAGCUGCGGUUUUUAGAAAUGAAAGCCCUGAAGCAGAGAAAAAUAAACAGAGUACUGCACCCGGGUUAAACAAAGACAAACCAUCCUGUAAAGAUCAUGCUGAAUCUACACAAUCAUCAAGAUUUUUACAGGAUUUUGACCUGAUCGAAACAAUUGAUAAGGGUGGCUUUGGCAGUGUUUUUAAGGCAAGACGAAAACUUGAAGGAAAACAUUAUGCUGUGAAGAUAGUAAAGCACACCCCCAAAGCAGAGCGUGAAGUUGGGGCCCUGGCAGGGCUUCAGCAUCAAUACAUUGUUCGCUACUUCUCCUCCUGGCUUGAAGACACAAUGUACCAAGCAGAAAAAACGGACAGCUCGAGCAGCUCCAGCUCUGGUCCUGGUACCCCAAAGGAGUUUCUCUACAUUCAGAUGGAGCUCUGUGAAGGGGGGACACUGAGAUCCUGGAUUGAUCAAGAACAGGACGGAAGACCAAAGGAUAAAGAAAAGACUAUGUCUAUUUUUCGGCAGAUAGUAGAAGGAGUGAAGUACAUUCAUUCAAAACAACUUAUUCACCGAGACCUGAAGCCACCAAACAUCUUAUUCAGCCAUGAACGAACAGUGAAGAUUGGAGAUUUUGGACUGGCAACAUCUGCGAUAAAUGAAAGUGACAGCAACUCAAUUCAGAGGACUAAACGAACAGGAACAGUCACUUACAUGAGUCCAGAACAGGAGACCCAGAACCAAUAUGGGGAAAAGGUGGAUAUUUUUCCAUUAGGAUUGAUUUUCUUUGAGCUCCUUUGGAGAUUCAAAACAAAGACUGAAAGGCAAAAAACAUGGCACAGCAUACGAAACAGAGAGUUCCCUUCAGAGUUUUGUAAGCAGCACCACAAUGAGCAUAAAUUAAUUGAGCAGAUGCUUUCUCAAGAGCCGGAAGAAAGACCAGAGGCCUCAAAGAUCGCCAAAAAUUUGAAAGUGCUGUUGAAAAGCGCAAGUGAACUUCAAGACUCAAAAACUAUAUAAAGGUUCAGACAACAAAUGUCUUAAUCAAAAAUGUGUACAUGAUUGUGUUUUAAAUGAUGUAAACAGGGUUGCCAACCAACGAAACAAACUGUUUUUGCACUUAAUAUACAGUAUAAUCACGUGGGGCGGUACAGUGGAGCAUUGGGACCCAGGGCUGAAUUCCUUGGGUGUUAUCUAAAUGGAGUUUGUAUGUUUUCCCAGUGUGGGUUUCCUCUGGAUGCUCCGAUAUCCUCCCACAGUCCAAAAGCCUACUGGUAGUUUAAUUGGUUCCUGGGAAAAUUGGCCCUGGUGUGAGUGUGUCCAGCCAUGGACUGACUUCCCAUUCCGCAUGUAGUGAAUGGCUUUUGCCUGUUGCUUGUCCACAUUCCCUGUAACUCUGCAUUGGCAUAAAGGAAUUUGAAAAUGAAUGAAUGAAUGAAAGGCUAAAAAAACAAGACCAGAAAGCUGAUGGUGUUGUGAAUUUAAUCCAUCAGUAUAGAAUCAUGUUCCUCUUUUGGAUACUGUUUUUUAAAUCUGUCUAAAGGUAAUCUAUCGAAAGAGAAAAAUAAUUUAAUGUGCCAAGCAUGCACAUUGAGCCUUAAGUGGGUUCUCAUAGGUAUUGUAUGUAUUCAUUCAAAUUGUGAUGUUACUAAUUUGAGUGUCAUACCAUUCUUUGUCUCUGUAAUGUACUGUACUUGACCAGUAUGACGAAUAAUCAUUAAAUGUUCAAUAUUAACACUAACCACUCUGUUAUAUGGCAAUUGCACCUUCUGCAAAGGUCACUUUAAGAGUGAGGUUACUGGGAAAACAUCUGGUAGUUUUUAAUACUCUGAACUGAUAAAGAAAGCUGGAAAAAUUAUAGUACAGAUCAUUAAGCAUUAUUUACCAAGGUGCUCGUUAAUCAAGCAAUCAUUUUAUCUGUCAUUGCCAUUAGUCUGUGAUAUACGUUUUCUGGUCACUCAAUGCAGUAAUACAAGAUUCCUCUCAAUGUCUAAAUCUGUGUCAAUGAAACAUUACAUGGGAUUUAAAGAAAGUAAUCAGUGAACCUUGACUGUGGUAUUCUUAUGAUAUGUUGUGCUGCUAACUGUAAACUGUAAACAUGUUUUUAAAAUACUAUUUUAUAUUUUGCCCUUUAUGAAUAAUGGUUUUGUUUUUUGGUGUCUCUAAAGUGUAAGAAUGAAGUUUGCUUUGUAAAUUAUAAGAAUUUGGCCUUAAGUAUUCCAUGUUGGAACAUAUAAAUUUUAAUUUUAUUACUGUCAACCAUCUCAUGAAUAUCAUUUUGGCCUUUUGGUUAGGAAUUUGCUAAUGUAACCAUAGAAAUAUAUUUUUUAUCUAAUAAACAGACAUGUUGUCUACGCAUAGAGCCACCAGCUAGACUAGAUUACCAUUUAUUUUAAUUAUUUUUAUUUAAGCCAAUGGAGGAAACAACUAUUAAAUAAGGCAGAUCUCAGAAGUAUCAUUUUUUACUUUUUUUUGUGGCCUGGUAGGCAGUCAGUUAUCGGCGUGGCAAACACUAAGAGAGGUGACUAUAAGAAUAGGAUGCUUGGUUUAUAAUAAUACUUAAAUUUAAAAAGAAAUAAUGCUUACAUUUCCACUCAAAGCACUUUACAGGUAAUGGGGACUCCCCUCCA
Molecule: messenger RNA, 3596 nt
Organism: Lepisosteus oculatus (spotted gar)
Lineage: Eukaryota; Metazoa; Chordata; Actinopteri; Semionotiformes; Lepisosteidae
Gene: eif2ak2
Product: eukaryotic translation initiation factor 2-alpha kinase 2
Biological process (GO): protein phosphorylation
Cellular component (GO): cytoplasm; nucleus
Molecular function (GO): double-stranded RNA binding; ATP binding; eukaryotic translation initiation factor 2alpha kinase activity
Source: RefSeq, a predicted model, not a curated record